Messenger RNA from Camelus dromedarius (Arabian camel), 3251 nucleotides. It is a transcript of the gene IL33R, whose product is annotated as interleukin 1 receptor like 1. The coding region runs from base 238 to 1896 and encodes 552 amino acids. Gene Ontology annotation, biological process: signal transduction. The transcript has 12 exons. NCBI's taxonomy places the organism in Eukaryota, Metazoa, Chordata, Mammalia, Artiodactyla, Camelidae. Gene Ontology annotation, molecular function: interleukin-1 receptor activity; interleukin-33 binding. The record is from RefSeq and is a predicted model, not a curated record.
GGAAGUUGAGAGAGACAGAUGCAAGACAGGGAAGAACCUUUGAGAGGUCCUCGCGCGGCUGGCUGGCUGAGGCCUGGGGUCCCUCGAGAUGUUUCCUGUGAGAUUCUGCAGGGGAUUCUGUCUCUUGAGGUGACUGACGAGGGAGCACCAUCAGCCACCUAGGGGAGAAUUUCACCCUCCUGUGUCACAGAUUCAAUCCGAAUCAUCUCGAGAAUCAGUUACCAACACUUGCUCUGGAUGAAGAAACUGAGAAUGCGAGUUUGGGGCUUGGCAGUUCUGAUGGUUCUCAUACCUUCCACGUCAGCUAAGUUCAGCAAAUCUUCUUGGGGCCUGGAAAAUGAGGCUUUAAUUGUGAGAUGUCCCAGACAAGAAAAAUCUCAAUAUCCUGUGGACUGGUAUUACUCAAAAACCAACACAAUUAUUCCCACCCAGAGAAGAAACCGUGUAGUUGCCUCAGGGGAACGUCUGAAGUUUCUCCCAGCCGAAGUCAGCGAUUCUGGAUCUUAUACUUGCAUCAUCAGGCGUCCUACCUCCAAUAAGACGGGAUAUGUGAAUGUCACCAUUUAUAAGAAACCACCAGGUUGCAGUAUUCCGGAUUAUCUGAUGUAUUCCACAACAUCUGGGUCAGAAAAAAAUUCCAAAAUAUAUUGUCCGACAAUUGACCUCUACAAUUGGACGGCGCCUGUUGAGUGGUUUAGGAACUGUGCCCUUCUUCGAGGAUCAAGGUACCAAGCACACAAGUCAUAUCUGCUGAUUGACAACGCGACUCACCAGGACACCGGUGAUUAUACGUGCAAAUUUAUGCACAAUGAAAAUGGUGUCAGUUACAGCGUGACAGCAACCAGGUCAUUCACAGUUAUCGGUGAGCAAGGCUUUUCUCUGUUUCCAGUGAUUAUAGCCCCUUCACAAAAUGAAACAAGGGAAGUGGAGAUUGGAAAACCAGCAAACAUAACGUGUUCUGCCUGCUUUGGGAAAGGCUCUCAGAUCAUGGCUGAGGUCCUGUGGCAGGUGAACAGAAGCAAGGUUGCAAACUUUGGUGAAGCAAGAAUCCAAGAGGAGCAAGGGCAAAAUCAAAGUUCUAGCAAUGAGCUGACUUGUCUAAACACCGUUUUAAGAAUAGCAAGUGUAAAAGAAGAGGAUUUGUGGCUGAACUACAACUGUCUGGCCCUGAAUUUCCAUGGCUUGGCCGUGCACACCGUACGACUCAGGAGGAAAAAUCCAAUCGAUCAACAGAGCACCUACUACCUACUUGCAGGAUUUGUCAUAUUAUUAUUGUUAAUCAAUGUCUUGGUGAUAAUUCUGAAAGUGUUCUGGAUUGAGAUUAUUCUGCUCUGGAGAGACGUAGCUAGACCGUACAAAACUAGGAAAGAUGGGAAGGUCUACGAUGCUUAUGUGAUCUAUCCACGGAACUGCAAAAGCGGUUCGGAGGGGGCCGGCUCUGUGGAGUACUUCGUGCACCAGAUUCUGCCUGACGUUCUUGAAAAUAAAUGUGGCUACACGCUGUGCAUCUAUGGGAGGGACCUGCUCCCUGGAGAAGAUGCAGCCACUGCCAUGGAAACCUGCAUCCAGCAGAGCAGGCGACACAUCUUCAUCCUGACUCCUGACAUCGUGCACAGCAAGGAGUUUGCCUACGAGCGGGGGGUCGCCCUGCACAGCGCCCUCCUCCAGAACGACUCCAAGGCCAUCCUGGUUGAGAUGGAGGCUCUGUGCCCGCCCGGCGGACUGCAGCUGGAGGAGCUUCAGGACUCCCUCAAGCACCUCGUCAAAGUGCAGGGGACCCUCAAGUGGAGGGAGGACCACGUGGCCAACAAACGGUCCCUCAAUUCCAAGUUCUGGAAGCACCUGAGGUACCACAUGCCUGUGCCAAGCAAACCUCCAAGAAAGACUCCCAGCUAGGCAUCCUUGAGAGCCCAGGGGCGGCGGCCCUUGCUCUGAUGGCCAACAUGCCUGGUUUUGUAGGUCUGAACCCCUCGCAGCUGGGUCACAGACACUGUACCAGAUGUGUACCAGAGAAGUAAAAAUGUCAAGGGUGUUCAGAGCUCAGGUUUCAUGCACUAACUGUAUUUCCAUUUCCCUGACUCUGGGUGGAUGUAAAAUGUCCAGAGAUUUUUAUUCUCAGCCCCUCUCUCUCCACCGUAUAUUCUCUCCCCCAUCUUCCUUGGCUGGUCCUUCUCCAUCAUGGCCCAACCUCUUCUCACUACCUCUUCCCCUCUCUCUCCUUAUUCCUCAUCAAUAUUUUACAUGUUGAACAACAAACCGAAAGUUGUAGAGUUAAAUUUUCAGGUAAUCUUGAAGAACACUCAAAUCCCCUCGAACAGAACAUUGGUGCUAAGCUUUGUUCCCAACAUGCUAGAAUUUAUUAGACAUUAUUUGACCAGAUGCUUAUGUUUUAUUGUAUCAAUAUUGCUAGUUUUGUUGGAGUUUCUUCCCCAGUUACUCGAUUAUCAUUAUGAUCAGUUUUUUUUUACAAUCUUUUUUUUCAGUUCUAAAAUUUCUUUCAUAUAUUUUUAUUCUCUUUAGAGAUUUUUUUUCUCACUGAAAAAGUUACAGAAGAACAGAAAGUAUAAUAGAAGAAAAAUAACAAAAAUUAUUUGUGAAUCCAUCAUCCUAAGAUUAUGACUUUUAAACAUUUGGGUAAACUUGCAUUUUUAAAAAAUGUUAAUUUGUAAUUCAAUGCACCAUAUAUAUAGCAGGGAUCACACAAUGUGUAGUCUUUACACUUUUAUCUACUCAACAUUAUGAUAAAAGCAUUUGACGUGUCAUUUAAAUUUUAACAUUUUGAAACACUCAUAGUGUUCCAUCUCAUGGUUGUGCUGCAGGUGAUGUGUCCAAUUUACAUGGUCAUCAUUAUAAAUGAUUCUGCCAUGGCCAUGCCAGUACAUAUCUCCCAAUUAAAGCAAUUUUUUAAAAAUUUGAUAAACUUCGCUUGUUGUAAUUUUUCUAUGAAAUGAGUAGCACAUUUUGGCAGAACCGUUUUGGUAAAACUGAAGUUAAUUUGCACAGCCAAGGCUACUCUCUUGAAUUCUUUACUGUUCACAUCCCUCUGGGGGCUCAGCCCAUCAAAGCUAGGGCUGAGGCACCUACAGGCUGCGAGUCCUAUCAGAACUCAGAUUUUGCACGUGGCUGGAGAUCCUACUCUCAACUGAGAUGCUGUGUAAAGUGUGUGAUUUCGUAUUUAACUGCAAAAGGAGGCUGCGCUCCAGACCCUUGAGUGUCGUCUUGAACUCACUGCCGUUCAAUUCCUUGUAGAA